CCUCCACAAGAGGGCGGGUAAUUCGAACCUUGCGGCGGAGCCCGCACGGACCUCCCCGCAAGCGCGAGCCCCGCCGGCUGCGGCGGCGUCGCCCCGGAAGCCCAGGAACGGCAGCGGACAUGGCCGGGAGGCGAGCGCGGUCCGGAGGGGCCACCCGGCGCUCCGGACCCGGGCCCACAUCUUCCAAAUGUCUGCGGAGUUCGCUGCCGAAAUCGGGCUGUGAUCUCCAGAGCUCCCUCCCAGAAAUCUGGCCGAAGGCACCUCGAGACACUCCGGCCAGAAAGCCCAUCAUCCUAAAGAAGAUCGUGGCCCACACUGUUCAGGUGCGGGCGGGGCUGCGGGGCUGCGGGCGGGGAGCUGUGUGUGUGGGAGGGGCGGCGGGGUGUGACCUGGGCCCGUUGUCUCCACAGAUCCCGUCAGCCUGCACUCCUCGGAGAAGCCCAAGGAUCGCCUUCUUCCUGGAGAAGGAGAAUAAGCCUCCCUACAAGGAGCUGACCAGGGGGGACCUCUUCAAGACGCGCGACGUCCCCGUGACCCCCGCCUCCUCCCCCGUGCCUAACGCCCCGAGUAGUGCAGACCCCAACAGCGGCUACCGAGAGCCAGACGCUAGGGACCUGGAGAUGUCCAGGAAGGUCAGGCGCUCCUACAGCCGGCUGGAGGCCCACACCUCGGCCUCCACCUCCACCCCAGGCCGCCGCUCCUGCUUCGGCUUCGAGGGGCUGCUGGCGGCUGAUGACUUGGCCGGGGUCUCGCCAGUGGUGACUUCCAAGAUCACCGAGGCCCCCGUUUUGCCCGAGAGGCCCAGCGUCCCGGACACGACUCUCCCAGGAAUCUCCCCGCCAGUCACAAAAGAGAAGCGGAAGAAGAAGAAGGCGCCGGAGCUCCUGAAAUCAGAGCUGGAUGAGUGGGCCGCGGCCAUGAAUGCUGAAUUCGAGGCUGCUGAGCAGUUUGAUCUCCUGGUUGAAUGAGAGGAGGUGGGGGUACGCCUGGCCAGACUCCCCCCUGUACAUAGGCCUUCUGCUGGUGGAGAGAAGACUCUUCGGGGUCCCUCUCCUGCCAUUGUCCCCUGCGAACCGGACGCCUGUCCUCCACUCGGCUUCAGGACUGGGGCCCGCCACAAACCAUCUUCAGGAGGGGCUCAAGUUCCCACUUAGGUGCCAUGACAGGUCUGGCGGGGGAGCCCGGUCCCCGCCCUCCCUGCAGAAGCUACACUUGCUAAUUCCAGGUUCUGCCACGGGUGCUCAGUUAAAUGCCAGGCUGGCAGCACUGGCUACGGGUUCGAGGACAUGUUUUGUAGUGGGGGUGCCAUGGGGCUUGGGGUCUUACUGGUCUGCGGCAGGGAUGGGAGGCACCCCCAUCUCUGCUCUGUUUAGAAGGUCCUAGUGAUGGGGGGCCUUAGCUCAUGGUGGCAAUUUUGACUUUGAGCCCCUGGCUGCCCACGGGAAGAUGGAUCAAGUCUCCUCACCUCCGGGGAAUCCGUUUCCAUUUCAUGGAGGGAAGGACGGAAGGCGGGCAUAGGGCCCCAGCCAAGGAAGGCGCCCCCCUGCCUGCUCCCCCAGCCACGCAGCUGUGGCUCAGGAUGCUGGCCGGUCCCUGGGAGGCCUGGCCAGCUGGGGGUACAGUGCCCUGCAUCUGGAGUCCACCUGGCACGGUCUUGCCCUCACUGGUGGCCAGAGGUGGGCAUCACCUUGGUCAGCAGGACUGGCUGAAGGCAUCGCCGCAUGCUUCUGUUUCUGGAAAUGAUGAGUGUGGUGUUUGAGGGGAACUGGGGGGGGGUCUUUAAUGGAAAAGGAAAAAACAAACUAAUUAAAAAGAUUACUUGUUGGUA
Erinaceus europaeus (western European hedgehog) is the source of this 1828-nucleotide messenger RNA. It is a transcript of the gene CDCA5, whose product is annotated as cell division cycle associated 5. The transcript is spliced from 5 exons. The record is from RefSeq and is a predicted model, not a curated record. Lineage: Eukaryota; Metazoa; Chordata; Mammalia; Eulipotyphla; Erinaceidae. Bases 120 to 968 code for a protein of 282 amino acids.